AUGAGCAAAGCUCACCCUCCAGAGCUGAAAAGAUUUAUGGACAAGAAGUUAUCAUUGAAAUUAAAUGGUGGCAGACAUGUUCAAGGAAUAUUGCGGGGAUUUGAUCCCUUCAUGAAUCUUGUAAUAGAUGAAUGUGUGGAGAUGGCAACUAGUGGACAACAGAACAAUAUUGGAAUGGUGGUAAUACGAGGAAACAGUAUCAUCAUGUUAGAAGCCUUAGAACGAGUAUAAAUAACGGCUGUUCAGCAGAGAAAUCCGUGUCCUCCCUCCA
Molecule: messenger RNA, 271 nt
Organism: Marmota flaviventris (yellow-bellied marmot)
Lineage: Eukaryota; Metazoa; Chordata; Mammalia; Rodentia; Sciuridae
Source: RefSeq, a predicted model, not a curated record